AUGAGAAGGCUAGAUUCGACUGACUACUGGUUUCGAAUGUUGACUUCAUCAGGAUUGUUGCAUGCGAUGUUUUCCGAGUUCGCUCUCGCAGAUCUCGAAAACCUCCAACCGGCCUCUGACGAAAGUGAAAGCGAAACAAUAGCAGAUGGUGAUGAUUCCCUCGGAACAAUACCGGCUGAUGAUCGUCGACUGAUUGCUGGUGGCCUCGAUGGGGUAUUGUUUGGAUCGAUGGCUUGUGAAGGACCAUUUGAAGAUCUUCGAAAAAGGUUUCCGCCUCAAUCGCUUACAGACAUGUGGUUGACAAUGCUUUCUAUGAUAUCUGGAGCAACUUGCUAUGCACUUUUUCUCGGACACGCGACAAAUUUGAUCCAAAGCUUAGACUCCAGCAGGCGACAGUAUCGUGAAAAGGUGAAGCAAGUCGAAGAAUACAUGGCGUAUCGCAAAUUACCACGAGACAUGCGGCAAAGAAUCACAGAAUAUUUUGAGCAUCGAUAUCAAGGGAAAUUCUUCGACGAAGAGUGCAUUCUAGGCGAACUAAGUGAAAAACUAAGAGAAGAUGUGAUAAACUACAAUUGUAGGUCUUUGGUUGCUUCAGUGCCUUUUUUUGCCAAUGCUGACUCUAAUUUUGUAUCAGAUGUAGUAACUAAAUUAAGAUAUGAAGUAUUUCAACCUGGUGAUAUUGUAAUUAAGGAGGGAACAAUAGGAUCAAAAAUGUAUUUUAUCCAAGAAGGAAUCGUGGAUAUCGUAAUGGCGAAUGGAGAGGUUGCAACUUCUUUAUCAGAUGGAUCUUAUUUUGGAGAGAUAUGUCUUCUAACUAACGCUAGGCGAGUUGCAAGUGUUCGCGCAGAAACCUACUGCAAUUUAUUCUCUUUGAGUGUUGAUCAUUUCAAUGCUGUUCUGGACCAAUACCCAUUGAUGAGGAAAACUAUGGAGACUGUAGCAGCUGAGAGGCUUAACAAAAUAGGAAAAAAUCCAAAUAUUAUGGCUCAUAAGGAGGAAUCGGAAUCGGCAAAUGCAGAAACUAAUCAAAUAAGUGCUGUGGUAAAUGCAUUAGCAGUCGAAGCUGAAAAUAAUUUAAAUAAUCUUAGUGACGAAAGCGGAAGUUUAAAAAAGGUUCAUUCUGAUUUAAGUUUAACCGAGUUAAAUCAAAGUUUAAGAAUGAGUUUACCAAGGCCAAAAAGUGGUGAAUUUAGAGCAUUAUUCGAAGGAAGUAGUCCUUAGUAAAGUAACAACUCUCUCUGGAAUUGACAAAUACUCUUCUAUAAGAUGCAAGUGAGAUAUUACGAAUAAAUUUUGGUUUUAAAGAAA
Uranotaenia lowii is the source of this 1308-nucleotide messenger RNA. RefSeq names its product potassium/sodium hyperpolarization-activated cyclic nucleotide-gated channel 2-like. The transcript is spliced from 8 exons. Lineage: Eukaryota; Metazoa; Arthropoda; Insecta; Diptera; Culicidae. The coding region runs from base 1 to 1221 and encodes 406 amino acids. The record is from RefSeq and is a predicted model, not a curated record.